Pyrus x bretschneideri (Chinese white pear) is the source of this 4374-nucleotide messenger RNA. RefSeq lists its product as uncharacterized. Bases 304 to 4014 code for a protein of 1236 amino acids. The transcript has 23 exons. Lineage: Eukaryota; Viridiplantae; Streptophyta; Magnoliopsida; Rosales; Rosaceae. The record is from RefSeq and is a predicted model, not a curated record.
UUGAAAAUCUAUAGCAAUGAUAACAUUGAAAAGUAAAGCAGAAAAAAAAUCCAAAAAUUAAUUAAGAGAAGAAAGUAGAAAGAAAUAAGUCAGAAUAUAGUUCAGAGUGUGUGAGUGACGGAUUUCCACACCCCGAAGAAACAGAGAGAUCAUUAAACAAGCUCAUCUUCCACAAUAGCUUUUUGCAGAAGCACUUUUUCUCUUCCAAAAUCUCGCUGAUUUUACUUUUUCUCUGAAAUCCCUCUCUCUAUCUGGCUUUCUGCCUUGCCAUAUGUAAAGGAAGACGAAGAACCCAGAAGAAAUAUGUUCACUGAAGGACUUGAUAGGAGUGCCCUUCGUUGGGUUAGAGAGAAGGAGGAAGUUCCAUUUUCGGGUUCUAAUUUGAGGAGUAGAAUUGAUCCGAUUACGCGCAUUCGCAGUGGUAGUGGCGGCAGGGGGUUUGGACUCCCCCCUCCGUCUAAAUUUAGAAGCGGGCACUUGCCCUCCAAUGCCAUACCGGUUCAGACAAUUCCGGUUGAUGGGGAUGAGAGUGGGUCUGCUUCUGACAAUGAUAGAACCACUGAUUCGGAAGAUGGAAUAUAUGGAGGCAGGUACUCGCUGGAUUCAUCACCGCAAGAUGAGAGGGUUCCUAGUGCUGCUGCUUGUAGGUAUGGGAAGCCGUCGCAAGGGCAGCCCAAUUAUGGCAGUGAUUAUACUUACUCAGACGUCAGUUCCUCGAUGGACACUGUUGUGGGGAGACAUAAACAUGUGGCAGAGAGGUUGGUGAAGGGAGCGAGGAAGUAUCCAGUUGCGCAGAAUGGUUAUUCUGAGGAUGAGUCAUCUGAUUCGGCUGCAAGCUCAGAGUUUUCUACUUCACAAGCAGGAGGAAGCAUCAAGAGUGGGUUGUCACAUAAUAAAGCUUAUGCUUCUGAGGGAUAUGCCUCAAGCGUGCCUUCACGUAGGAACUUGGAAAGUGCUGCUGAAAAGAAUUUGGAUUCCAGAAACCUGCAGAGUAAAAUGUUUUCCGAUGACGAGGUUCCCAGUGCACCACCCUUUUGUGGUGUAACUCAGGAAAUUAAACAGGAUGAUGCAAAAAGUCCAACUAGAGUGCAUAGGACACCGCAUGCUACCUCUUCAUCUGAAUUCAGAACAACCACUGGUAAAAUGCAGGACGGCGUUACUGGAAAUGGGAAUCUUGAACAGUUCGCAAGAACUACAACUAGUUCUGAAGCUGCCACGCCAUCUUGUCCAGCUCGCCUCCCAACAUUUUAUGCAAGUGCUCUAGGGCCAUGGCAUGGUUUCAUUGCAUAUGAAGCAUGUGUGCGUUUGUGCCUUCAUGCUUGGGCUAUGGAAUGCAUGGAAGCUCCCAUGUUCUUGGAAAAUGAAUGUGCUCUUCUACGAGAUGCAUUUAGUUUACGACAAGUGCUUUUACAAUCAGAGGAAGAACUGUUGGCAAAGCAGACUUCAGAGCUUGCAAGUGAGAAAGCUGCUCCAAAACCAAAGAAAAUUGUUGGCAAGAUGAAAGUGCAAGUGCGUAGAAUUAAAAUGGGCCUGGACCCACCUACUGGCUGCAGUAUUUCUGCUCUAAGGCCACCAGUAAUCAAACUGGAAACAAUUCGUUAUCAUCUCUCCAGCUUCCAGUCUACACUUGCUUCUGGAUGGCAAGCCCUUAGAAAUAUUCGAGUUGCACCUCGUGUACCGUCAAAUGGUUCUUUUUCACGUCAAAGCUUGGCGUAUGUGCAUGCUGGUACUCGGUAUAUAAAACAGGUGUCUGGACUCCUGAAAACUGGUGUAACAAGUCUACGCGACAGUUCGUCCUCAUAUGAAGUUGUGCAUGAAACGUACUCUUGUUUGUUAAGACUGAAAAGUUCAACUGAAGAAGAUGCGGUCAAGAUGCAACCUGGAUCCAGUGAAACUCAUGUCUUCUUUCCAGAUAGUUUGGGAGAUGAUCUAAUAGUCGAAGUCCUUGAUUCGAAGGGAAAGCAUUUUGGUAGAGUCAUUGUUCAAGUGGCAACUAUUGUUGAUGACCCAGCUGACAAGCAACGCUGGUUCUCUGUCUAUAGUGAACCAGAACACGAACUUGUGGGAAAGAUGCAGCUAUCUACAUAUUAUUCAACAAGUUCAGAUGACAACCCCAAGUGUGGCUCUGUUGCAGAAACAGUUGCAUAUGACCUUGUUUUAGAAGCUGCUAUGAAGGUUCAGCAUUUUCAACAAAGGAAUCUAGUGUUGCAUGGUCCAUGGAAAUGGCUUUUAACUGAGUUUGCAACAUAUUACGGUGUUUCCGAUGUAUACGUUAAGCUGAGGUAUCUCUCUUAUGUUAUGGAUGUAGCUACACCAACAGCUGAUUGCCUCAACUUGGUGUACGAUUUGCUAAGGCCUGUUUUGAUGAAAGGCGACAACAAGAGCAUGUUGAGUCACCAAGAGAACCGAAUCUUAGGAGAAACUAAAGAUCAAAUUCAACAAACUCUUGCCUUACUUUUUGAGAAUUACAAGUCCUUGGAUGAGUCAUCGCUUUCAGGAAUUAUGGAGGUCUUUCAACCUGCAACUGGGCGUGCUGCACCUGCAUUGGAGCCUGCUGUCAAACUUUACACGCUUCUUCAUGAUAUCUUGUCUCCCGAGGCGCAAACUGCUUUAUGCCACCAUUUCCAGGUUGCUGCAAGAAAGAGAUCACGGAGGCACUUAGCUGAGACUGAUGAAUAUAUUACCAGCAACAGUGAUGGAAUUUUGAUUGAUACUUUAAGUAUGGCGACUGCUUACCAGAAAAUGAAAUCUCUGUGCCUUAACAUUAGAAAUGAAAUCUGCACUGAUAUUGAGAUCCAUAAUCAGCAUAUACUCCCCAGUUUCGUAGACCUCCCACAUCUGUCAUCAUCAAUAUACAGCACAGAGCUCUGCAGUAGAUUGCGUGCUUUCCUCAUUGCUUGCCCCCCAACGGGUCCUUCAUCCCCCGUAGGAGACCUUGUUAUAGCCACAGCAGAUUUCCAAAGAGACCUUUCCAGUUGGAACAUUGGUCAUAUUAAAGGUGGAGUUGAUGCAAAAGAAUUGUUCCACCUCUAUAUUAUGCUAUGGAUUCAAAAUAAGCGCGGGUCGUUGCUCGAAGCAUGCAAAUUAGACAAGGUAAAGUGGUCAGGAGUUAGGACACAGCAUUCCACGACUCCUUUUGUGGAUGAAAUGUAUGAUCAUCUGAGAGGAACUUUGAGUGACUAUGAGAUCAUCAUUUCCAGAUGGCCUGAAUAUGCGUGCGUUCUAGAGAAUGCUAUUGCUGAUAUUGAGAAGGCGAUCAUAGAAUCCCUAGACAAGCAGUAUGCCGACGUCCUGUCACCAUUAAAGGAAAAUUUAGCCCCAAAGAAAUUUGGCCUCAAGUAUGUUCAGAAACUGGCCAAAAGGUCUGUGAGCGCCUAUAAGGUCCCUGAAGAGUUGGGAAUUCUGUUGAAUUCCUUAAAAAGAAUGCUUGAUGUCCUUCGUCCCCAAGUCGAAGUUCAGUUCAAAUCAUGGGGUUCCUGCAUUCCGGGUGGUGGGAACACAGUUCCUGGAGAGCGUCUCAGUGAAGUCACUGUAAUGUUGAGAGCCAAGUUAAAAUAUUACCUACAGGCAGUUGUUGAAAAACUCGCGGAGAAUUCAAAGUUGCAGAGUGCUACAAAACUGAAGAAGAUUCUCCAAGAUUCGAAAGAAACCGUGGUAGAAUCUGAUGUGAGAAGUAGAAUGCAGCUUCUGAAAGACCAGCUGACAACCACAGUUAAUCACCUGCAUACUGUGUUCGGGACUCAAGUCUUCAUUGCAAUUUGUCGAGGUUAUUGGGACCGAAUGGGACAGGAUGUUCUGAGUUUCUUAGAGAACCGAAAAGAAAACAAAUCAUGGUAUAAGGGUUCGCGUAUUGCUGUCUCUAUUCUGGAUGAUACAUUUGCAUCACAGAUGCAGCAGUUGUUGGGAAAUGCAUUGCAGGAGAAAGACCUGGAGCCUCCUAGAUCAAUCAUGGAAGUCCGGUCGAUGCUUUGCAAGGAUGCGGCUAAUAACAAGGACAAUACCUAUUACUUUUAGGUAUUGUAUCAAACACGUCGAAUCUGAACAAGUUGGGGAGACAGGUUGCGUUUUCGUAUUGAAGUCCAUAAGCCGGGCGCUGCAUAUUUUUGUAGAGGGAGCAAGCAACUCGGCUGCUCUAGAGAUAGCAAAUGACAAUUUUGUCAUUCGUCUUCUGGCCGUCUACUCUUGACAGAGUAUUAGUCGUUAAUUCCUCGGUUAAAAGUAACAAGCAAUCCUGUAACUGUUGUUCAUCGGUUAGCUUGAAAGCAUCGGCAUGAAAAAUGCCCGGUGUACCAGUGCGGAUAUGGCAUUUUUUUGUACGCUGAAUACAAGAUUCAGAAUCAAAUUUGAAUAUUAGCGGUGAAAGCGAUUACUACA